Molecule: messenger RNA, 1679 nt
Organism: Darwinula stevensoni
Lineage: Eukaryota; Metazoa; Arthropoda; Ostracoda; Podocopida; Darwinulidae
Source: the annotation of a GenBank genome assembly
UUUGCAGAUUGACUUAUCUGUGCAAUCCCUCUCUGUAGAAAGAUGGUAGGUCCAGCUGCUGAGUCGAGUGAUGUUGAGAUGAAGCCUGUGGAUAGUCCGGAAGAUGGAAAGGAAGGGGAAGGAUCCGAAAAGACUGAAAAAAAGGAUGCCGAUCUCCUCACGUUGGAAGACGUUCGGGAACAUGUUCGUCUCAUAGAGAAGUCAGUGGUGUCAAAGGAACCAAGGUUCAUGCUAAGGGUUCUCCGCUGUCUUGCAACGACUAGGCAGAAACUGAAUGCUGUUGUCCUGAGGCGACUGGUGAUUGGGUUUUACACCCAUUCAAAUAAGGAGAGAGAUGCAUUGCUGCAAUUCAUUGAAGAGCCUAUGGAAGUAAGUGAAGCUGUUAGUGCCUUCCGACCUCGGAGUGCCAAGUCAGCAUCUCAACCUCUCUUGCCAGAAGUUGAUGUCUAUAUCCAUCUUCUUGUGAUCCUCCGUCUUCUGGAUGUUUCUCGAUAUCAAGAUGCAGUCAAGUGCUCUGAUGCUCUGAUGGAGAAAAUCUGCAACUGGAACCGAAGGACGUUGGAUAUCCUGGCCUCAAAGUGCUACUUCUACCAUUCCCGGUGCUAUGAAUUGACGGAUCAGCUGUCAAAAAUCAGGCAGUUCAUGCACAGCCGCCUGCGCACAUCUACAUUGCGCAAUGACUUUGAAGGCCAGGCAGUGCUUCUCAAUUGUCUCCUCAGAAAUUAUCUGCAUUAUAAUUUGUAUGAUCAGGCAGACAAGCUGGUGUCAAAAUCUGUGUUCCCUGAAGUUGCUAGUAACAAUGAAUGGGCAAGGUUCCUGUUCUAUUUGGGUCGCAUCAAAGCCAUCCAACUGGAAUAUUCUGAAGCAAGGAAACACCUUCUUCAGGCCCUUCGCAAGGCUCCGCAGCACACAGCUGUUGGCUUCAAGCAGACGGUCCAGAAAUUGGCCAUCACUGUGGAGCUACUGCUUGGAGACAUUCCAGAGCGCCAGGUGUUCCGUCAUGCAUCCAUGAGGAAGUCUCUUGCCCCAUACUUUCAACUCACCCAAGCCGUGAGAGAUGGGAAUCUCCAGCGCUUCAACGAGGUGUUAGAGAACUUUGGCCCGAAAUUCCAGAGCGACUACACUUUCACGCUAAUCAUCCGACUGAGGCACAACGUCAUCAAGACUGCCAUCCGCAUGAUCGGCCUCAGCUAUUUCCGCAUCCAUCUGGCCGACAUUGCCAAGAAGCUCAUGCUGGAUUCUCCUGAGGAUGCAGAAUUUAUUGUUGCCAAGGCGAUCCGCGACGGGGUGGUGGAAGCGACGAUCGACCACGACAUGGGCUGCAUGAAGAGCAAGGAGAUGGCUGACGUGUACUGCACACGGGAGCCUCAGGUGGCCUUCAACCAGCGUAUCUCCUUCUGCCUCGACAUCCACAACCAGAGCGUGAAGGCGUUGCGGUUCCCCCCGAAGUCGUACAACAAGGACCUGGAGUCUGCUGCUGAGCGGAGAGAACGGGAGCAGCAAGACCUGGAAUACGCCAAGGAACUGGCCGAAGACGACGACGAGGGCUUCCCAUGAGCUCCCCUAGUUAACGAGCAAGAUCACUCUCUUUUUUUCUACUCAAAUUGGCAUGUAUUUAUCGAUCUUCACUCCUUUACAAAUGGAGGAAUAAAUUUCGGUCCGGGAGGCGCAACGCUAAA